Neopelma chrysocephalum (saffron-crested tyrant-manakin) is the source of this 2022-nucleotide messenger RNA. RefSeq lists its product as uncharacterized. Gene Ontology annotation, molecular function: aspartic-type endopeptidase activity; RNA stem-loop binding. NCBI's taxonomy places the organism in Eukaryota, Metazoa, Chordata, Aves, Passeriformes, Pipridae. Gene Ontology annotation, biological process: DNA integration; proteolysis. The coding region runs from base 1 to 2022 and encodes 673 amino acids. The record is from RefSeq and is a predicted model, not a curated record. The transcript has 4 exons.
AUGGAACAUAAUGUGCAAGUGCUUAAUAAUCUGUUAGAUGAAUUUGGUGCCAGGCCAUCUCCUCCGGGAAUGGAAUGGGCACAAGAUAAUUGGUAUAAUAUUCAAGCAAUUGUUGACCGAAUCUCUACCCUGCGGGCAGGGGUGAGAAAAGGUAAAGGAAAACCUAUCGUUUGUUCAAUACUAGGUGCAGUUGUAAUCACUGCAAUUAACAACAAAGAACAGCAGCAAAAAGCCCACAUAGAAAGGGUUAACUCACUGCAAGACUCAGUUAAGUCUUUGCAGAUGCAGUUGGAGGAACAAAAGGCUACUGCCGCUGUCCCCCAGGAAGAGAUGAGAAAUCAAAGGGCUACAGCCCGUGUGCUCCGAGAAGAGCUGUAUGCAAGACUAAUGAAAGAAGGCAAAAGGGAGUCAGAGCUGGAGUCAUCUAAAGAAAUAUACCCUCUCUCUGACUUAAAACCUUUGUGUGAUCAAGUAGAAAAGCUGUCGGUGUCUCUCCAUCCCCUAAUUAAAACAGAAUACACAUAUGAGGGCUCGGAUGACGACACACCUCAAAUAACUACAAAAGAAAUCCCUUAUACAGCAACUGAAUUAGCUAAGUUAAAAAAGGAAUAUAGCAGAACCCCUAAGGAAUCUGAGACGGAGUAUAUUUGGAGAGUUUCUCUUACUGGGGGUGACCAAAUUUUGUUAACAGAAAAAGAGGCUGAAGGAUUUUGGGGAGCCGGAGUUUUCCUGACCACAGGAGAUAACCGGGGCCCCUGGUCUCUUACUCAAAGACCAGCUUACUGGGCGGGAGGACUCAACCCCUUGGAAAGGGGAGACCCCCUGGCUAUAGUGGGAAAUGUUAAUCAGAUUGUAGAAAGUGUUCAAAAGGCUGCUUGUUUACAAAUGAUGUAUGAUAGGGAAUUAACACCAAGACGUGAAUCCCCUAUGAUGCUGCCUGUUGAUCCCGAAAGAAUGAUUCCCCUUAUCAGGGGACUCCCUGAAACUUUGAAGUCCAUUGGCAUUCAGCUAAAAAACCGAAUAGAAAGCCUCACCAAAGGGGAAAGAACUGCAACCGCUUUAGAAGCAGCUUUAACCCCCAGUCGUUACCGUGGAGAAAAUAAGAUUUGGACCUGGGGAGAAGUUGCACAGGAAUUAAUUAAUUAUGGAAGAAAAUAUGGUCCAGUACCCUCAAUUACUACUGAUACUAAAUCAAUUCGGCGCACAGAAUGCAAAAAUACUCUAGCAAGACUCCAAAAGGUAACAUUCUCCUCUGGACAAGGAGGACCCACUAACACUGGGGGAUACAGGGAAAAAAAGAAUACCCUGUGGAUUUUGGGCUUGCAAAAAGGAAUCCCAAAAUCUCUAAUGGAUGGCCAACCCACAGAUAAAUUAGAAAUAUUAAUUCAAGAAUGGCCAGUAAAGGAGGAAUCCCUGAAAGCUGUCCCUGCUACAGUCCCUGCCCUGGAGGGGUCACAGAAAGGGGAGGGAUCACAGCAGGGGGAGGUGAUGGGAAACUCCUCUCUUCGUCCUCAAACUCCUGUAACUUUUUUAAUAGACACUGGUGCUCAGGUAUCUGCCCUGAAAAUUGAAGAUGCAUCUGCAUGUGGAAUCGCUCCCUCACGUAAAGGAGUAUUUGUUGCGGAUGCUUUUGGGAACGUACAACCCCAGAUAACAGCAAAGGUAACAGAGGGAGCUCGCAAAAAUCUUCCCUUACAAGAUGAGGUAACUUUAAGUAGCACAGCUGAUUCUCCACCUUCUGUGAUUGAAGUAGCACCCCCAUACUCAGAACAAUUGCAGAAUGUGUGGUUUACUGAUGCCUCAGCUAAACGGGAAGAUAAUGGGUCACACUUCACAGCUGCCAUCGUCCAGGAGUGGGCCAAGGAAGAAGGAAUCCAGUGGAUAUUUCACACACCAUAUUAUCCACAAGGAAACGGCAUAGUGGAAAGAACAAAUGGCCUGCUUAAACGAUUUCUAAAACCUCAGAAAUCCAAUUGGACUGAACGACUAUGGGAUGCUGUAAAAAUGGUGAAUGACAGAUAG